Molecule: messenger RNA, 3498 nt
Organism: Xenopus laevis (African clawed frog)
Lineage: Eukaryota; Metazoa; Chordata; Amphibia; Anura; Pipidae
Gene: acsl1.S
Product: acyl-CoA synthetase long chain family member 1 protein S homeolog
Exons: 21
Coding region: 175-2271 (698 amino acids)
Biological process (GO): fatty acid metabolic process; long-chain fatty acid metabolic process
Cellular component (GO): endoplasmic reticulum; membrane
Molecular function (GO): long-chain fatty acid-CoA ligase activity; arachidonate-CoA ligase activity
Source: RefSeq, a predicted model, not a curated record
UCCGUUACCUUUUCCCUACUAAGCGUUAAGUAGCUGCCCCUCACAUGUGACUUCUGUCCUCCGAGACCUUGGCUGUAAAGUGCAGCAGCUGACGAGUGUGUACUUCAUUACUGCAGGGUGUAGUGUCACUCAGCUGGGAGCACAACAUAGUGGGCUUAAAGAACAAACAUAACCAUGCAGGCACACGAGAUCCUCAGAAACCUCAGGAUACCGGAGCUCGGGGAUGUGCAGCAUUAUGUGCGGACUCUGCCCACUAACACCUUGAUGGGCUUUGGUGCCUUUGCAGCUCUAACAACUUAUUGGUAUGCGACGAGACCGAAGGCUCUGAAACCCCCGUGUGACUUGGCCAUGCAGUCUGUGGAGAUAAAGGGAGGUGAACAUGCUCGCAGAUCCACCAUUCUGGAUAGUGAUGAGGUGGUCACGUAUUACUAUGAGGACGUUAAAACAAUCUAUGACAUUUUCCAAAGAGGGAUGCGGGUAUCAAAUAAUGGGCCUUGUUUAGGACAUAGGAAACCAAAUCAGCCAUAUGAGUGGAUUUCUUAUAAAGAGGUGUCCGAAAGAGCUGAGUAUGUGGGAUCUGCACUGCUGCACAGAGGGUUAAAAUCUUCACCGGAUCAAUUUGUAGGCAUAUUUGCACAAAACAGACCAGAGUGGACAAUUGUGGAACUGGGCUGCUAUACAUACUCAAUGGUGGCGGUGCCGCUUUAUGACACACUGGGAGCCGAGGCAAUAACUUACAUCAUUAACAAAGCUGAUCUCUCAGUAGUGUUUUGCGACUCGCCGGAGAAGGCAAAACUUUUGCUUUCCAAUGUUGAAAAUGGAGAAACACCGGUGCUCCGCACCAUUGUGCUUAUGAAUCCUUUUGACGAUGAUCUUGUUGAGAGAGGCAAGAAGUGUGGUGUUGAAUUGGUCAGCUUGAAGGCUAUAGAGGAAGAGGGAAAAGCCAACAGAGAAAACCCAAAGCCUCCCAAACCGGAAGACCUGGCAGUUGUUUGCUUCACAAGUGGCACAACAGGCAAUCCAAAGGGCGCAAUGCUAUCUCACAAGAACAUUGUGAGCAACAGUGCAGGUUUUAUGAAAGUAACGGAGGACUUCAUGUUUCCUUCUACUCAAGAUGUUCUGAUUUCUUUUCUGCCCUUGGCUCAUAUGUUUGAGAGAGUUGUGGAGUGUGUAGUGCUUUGCCACGGCGCUCGGAUAGGAUUCUUUCAAGGAGACAUAAGACUUCUCAUGGAUGAUCUUAAAGUUUUGCAACCCACUAUAUUCCCUGUAGUUCCCAGACUCCUGAACAGAAUGUUUGACAGAAUCUUUGGGCAAGCCAACACACCAGUGAAGAGAUGGAUGUUGGACUUUGCAUCUAAGAGAAAGGAAGCUGAACUUCGCAGUGGCAUUAUCAGAAAUGACAGUUUCUGGGACAAAAUCAUAUUUCAUAAAGUGCAGGCUAGCCUUGGUGGAAAAGUCCGACUUAUGAUAACUGGAGCUGCACCUGUAUCUCCCACUGUAUUAACUUUCUUGCGGGCAGCACUUGGCUGUCAGUUCUAUGAAGGAUAUGGACAGACCGAAUGUACAGCAGGAUGCUCUCUUACUAUGCCAGGAGAUUGGACUGCAGGUCACGUUGGGGCACCAAUGCCGUGCAGUCAUGUAAAGCUGGUGGACGUAGAAGAGAUGAAUUACUUUGCAGCAAAGGGAGAGGGUGAAGUUUGUGUCAAAGGGUCAAAUGUGUUUCAAGGGUAUUUAAAAGAUGAAGAAAAAACUGCAGAGGCCUUGGACAAGGAUGGCUGGCUGCAUACCGGAGAUAUCGGCAAAUGGCUACCAAAUGGCACUCUUAAGAUUAUAGACAGAAAGAAACACAUCUUUAAGCUGGCACAGGGAGAGUACAUUGCACCAGAGAGAAUUGAAAAUAUCUACACAAGAAGUGAGCCUGCGGUACAGGUUUUUGUCCAUGGAGAAAGUUUACAGGCCUUUUUAGUUGGCAUUGUCGUGCCAGAUCCUGAUAACGUGAUGAACUGGGCAAAGAAAAGAAAAUUUGAGGGCUCUUAUGAAGAGUUAUGCAAAAACAAGGAUUUUAAAAAUGCAGUUCUUGAAGAUUUGCUAAAGCUUGGCAAAGAAGCAGGAUUAAAAACUUUUGAACAGGUAAAAGACAUUGCUUUGCACUCAGAAAUGUUUUCAAUUGAGAACGGCUUACUGACGCCUACACUGAAAGCCAAACGGCCAGAGCUGCGGAAAUAUUUUAAGGACGAAAUUGAAGAAUUGUACGCUAAUAACAAGGUUUAAUCCCACAAACUUCAGUGAAUGCCCAGCGUCAUUAAAUCACCGGUUAACUAUUCACAAGCGCAGGCAAAGUGAUACCACUCAUAGGAAUAGUACCACACAAUCCCUAAAAUGCCUUACAGGUCGCCUGUACUGUAACACUUGCUGGGUGAUCUUGAAUAUACAGAGUAGGCCUUAUGGUGAAAAGGACUGCUAGCUUCUGUCUGAUUGGACAAGGCUUGGACUUAACCGAUUACUCAUGUAAUUCUCUCCACUCUCGUUGUUUGUUUCCUCCAUUUGUAUGCUGCUUUCUGAUGUCUGGUGUUUCUCCUAAAGUUCAGUCUCCCACGAUCACUGUUUGGCUUAUGAUAAAGAACAUUCUGUAUAUCCUGGAUACAAUUUACAGAAGAGAAUACUUGAUUUAAGAGAUGUGGAAAAGGAACCAGUACUUUCCGUUAUUCAUCUGCCUGUGUAAAUUAAUAUAUUUUAACAAAGACUCUGGUUGGAGGCCGCAAAGUCCUUGUUAACCAGUCUCCUUGCCAGCAACUUGUGUGCAUGUAAAUAUACCAUGACCAUGCAGUGGCCCGUUACUCUGCAAGCAAAAUAGUAGCUUUCUAACUUUUAAACACUUCCACCCCCCCCAUAAGAAACUAAAUUAUAAGCCUUUUAAAAAUGGGAGGAUUUAGUAAUUUUUCCAAUUUUUUAAAAAAGAAAAAAAAAGAGAAAAAAUAUCACUGUCUGCACACCAAUGAUCUUGCAUAAUUUCUGCACACCGUUUUCUUCCACAUAAUUUAAGAAAGUGUGACUUUAUCUUCUAGUAUCUUUAGAAAGCUGCUACAGUCUGUGCUAUGAUGACCAGUCCUGCAAAAGAAGUGCAAUUACUGCUGAUGGUUCUGGCAACAGCCCUGAAGAUGUUGAUGUUUUAUACAGUACGAGUUUUUGGGAGAACAGGUAGAGGGACAGAGAUUUUCAAUUUGGUCACAAGGGAGUUAAAAUAUUGAAAAGCACAAAAAUGGUUUUGCACUAUAUAAAGCGUGUGUUAUAACAAUGCACUGUAGGGAUAGGGGGAUAUCUUAUUCCUUGCACAGAUACCAACAUUUUUAUCCAAAUGGAAUGUGACUCGUUAUACUGAAUUAUAGAAAGUUUGCUUAGCAGUUGUGGGUUCUACUGUACAAACGAUAACAUUUUUAUGUCUUUUCCCAUCGCUUCAAAAAAAUGAAGGAAACCAAAAUAAAUAAUAAUGAAAUUGUA